AUGUAUGUGCCUGAAAUAAUGAAUAGCUCCACAACAACAUCUUCAUCAACGUUACCCUCAAUAUCCACACUUGCAAGCACAACAAACGCUUACCAAUCACCUCGCACACCAUUCUCAACUACAAGCACAAAUACAUUUGCAAACACAAACAUGGCUAUAUCGACACCACCCACCCAGCAGAUGCAGCAACUGCAGUUGCAACUGCAGCAGCAUCUGCUGUUACUGCAGAGACCACUGUUGCCUCCAUUGGUCAAAAGAAUAAGCUUACCACCAAUCAGUGAUAUCUUGAGCUCCUCAAGCUCCAAUGCCAACUCCCCAUCAGCCACCACUACUGCAUCUGGCCCUACCCAAACCACAUUUGCACAACAUAUGCUUCCACCAGUAUCCCAAUUAUCCUCACAAACAUACAAUUACUACACAACUACCAAUGACCGCAUGCGCAAACUAAACAAGUCACCAGUAAUUGCACAUUCCACGUCUGCAACUUCAAUACCAACAAGCAUGUCUCCAGCAUCCAACUCGUAUCUGUCACACCAAUACCAACAAUAUGCACCUUCUCCUCAGCAACAACAACAACAGCAACAGCAACAGCAAUCUCAUAUUCAAACAAGUGUACAGGUACACUUAUCGCAUCCCAGUCUUGCAAGAGCACAAUCGUUUCCACAACAAAGUACACCAGCUUCCUCAUGCUCAUCAUCUCCAAGCUCUCUUUCAUCACCACAACAGCAACAGCAACAACAACAACAGACCAACCACCAGUAUUCCCAUCACUCAUACUCACAUUCUCACCUUGCUCCAGCAAACUAUUAUACCGGCUCUCAAACCCCGCAACUGGGCCUUUCUCCACAGCAAUACUCCAAAAGAAAGACUAGAAACAAUCUUCCAAAGGAGAUAACAUAUGUCCUUUUGCGUUGGCUCAAUGACCACUUGAACCAUCCAUACCCAAACUCAUUUGAGAAGAACCAGUUGAUGCUCACGACGGGGUUGAAUCAACAACAAUUGAGCAAUUGGUUUAUCAAUGCCAGAAGAAGAAAGAUUAAGCUGUUGAAGGAACAAAAAAGAAUGAACAAGGCAAAAUGUCCAAAAGCAGGAACCACAUAUAGAAGUGAAUAA
Lodderomyces elongisporus is the source of this 1113-nucleotide messenger RNA. It is a transcript of the gene CUP9, whose product is annotated as transcription factor CUP9. The coding region runs from base 1 to 1113 and encodes 370 amino acids. The record is from RefSeq and is a predicted model, not a curated record. Gene Ontology annotation, biological process: regulation of transcription by RNA polymerase II. Gene Ontology annotation, molecular function: RNA polymerase II cis-regulatory region sequence-specific DNA binding. The transcript has 4 exons. Lineage: Eukaryota; Fungi; Ascomycota; Pichiomycetes; Serinales; Debaryomycetaceae.